Mycena indigotica is the source of this 2871-nucleotide messenger RNA. Its product is annotated as RAD21/Rec8 N-terminal domain protein. The record is from RefSeq and is a predicted model, not a curated record. Gene Ontology annotation, molecular function: protein binding; isopentenyl-diphosphate delta-isomerase activity. Bases 1 to 2871 code for a protein of 956 amino acids. The transcript is spliced from 23 exons. NCBI's taxonomy places the organism in Eukaryota, Fungi, Basidiomycota, Agaricomycetes, Agaricales, Mycenaceae. Gene Ontology annotation, cellular component: cytoplasm. Gene Ontology annotation, biological process: isoprenoid biosynthetic process; isopentenyl diphosphate biosynthetic process.
AUGUUUUUCUCUUCCGAGCUUUUAGCGAAGCGCGAUAGUGGCUUUGGACUCCUCUGGUUGGCCGCGACGCUUGGGUCCAAGUCAACUUUCAAGAAGUUACCCAAACGCUCAGUGCUCUCUGCAGACAUCUCCCAGUUAUGCGACCUGAUUGCUGACCCUGAAGAGCCGCUGGCAUUGAGGCUCUCGAGCAAUUUGAUGAUUGGUGUCGCUCGGGUAUAUAAAGUGAAGCAAGAGAUUUUCUUCAGCGAUGUGACGAGUUGUGUCGCCUCCCUCAAGAAAGUCGUGCAAGAGAUGAAGACGGCCUCGGCACUGGAUCUACAAAUGGCUCAGCCCACUGCACGAUUGUCCGCCUUGAAUUUACCCAAAGAUUCCACUGCCGGCUUCCUGAUAGACUUUGACGCGUUGGUCCUUGAUUGGGACGAAUUCCUGAAUAUCUCAGGCAAGAACGAUGUGACUCUUCAAGAAGACGACGCCGAAGAUGAAUUUAAUCCCAACACGAAGUCGAAGAAACAAUCACGGAAAGCCAAGGCCUCCCAGCCUGUGGAAGAACAUCGAGGGCUAGACUUACAUACGCUACGGGAGGAUCAUGAACAUCUUCUUUCCAACUCUUUCGAGCUUUCGUUCAUCAGCAAUGCAGGCAAGGACCCAUCUUCAUCACAAGCAGGCGGUGGCUUUGCCAUGGACGACAUGUUUCUUUCUGCAUCAGACCAACUUGGCAUUGGUGAGGGCUUAGGCGAUGAUUUGAUGAAGGAGUUGGGUGAAGGGUGGGGCGCUUUUCCAGACCCCAUUAACGAUCCGCCCUUCGAUGGUCUCGCCAACCAGGACGGUUUUGGUGCCAUGGAUGUUGAUAUGAAUCAAGCUUUAGAUUUCGAGGCCGGAAACCAAAUGAGAAGCGAAUCGAUGCCGGCUACUACCCCUCGCAAGAGAAAGGCCAUUAAUGGUCCAGACAAAGAAAACAUUCCUCCGUCCAGUCUGCGCAAGCAAUUGUCCGCAUUGAGUCCAGCAACGUCCUUCUCACGUUUAUUCCUUUCGCAAGACGAAGCUCCUCUCUUCGAUGUUACGAACCAACCAACGAAUGCUACGAAACCUGUCGCCAAGAAGGCAAAAAGAACCCGAUUGCUUCUCGAUGCCCGAACGGAGCUCACAGAUGAGGAAUUGAAAACGGCACGUGCCGAAUACCUCAAAUCGCAAGCGAUCUUGAGACGUGGAAUUGAACAAAAGCGAGCAGAGAAAGAUGGCGGUUUGUUGCUUGAGAAGCUGGUGUGGGGUGCUCCGCGCGGAUUACAAGCGGAAACCCUGGUCGAGUUUUGGCAAGAGAACUUCAAGGUUCAGGUCGAGGCAAGAACUGGCAUAGUUUCCAUCCACGAAGAGGAAGAGCCUCCUUCCAAACGUCGCAAGAUCUGGGAUGCUGUGGAAGUAGAACCUCCUCAGCCCAACCCUUUUGAAGAAAACCAAAUGUUCGAAAUGCAAGACGGGAUUCCCAAUAUGGAAGACAAUCUGUAUGGGCAAGUGCGGGAACCGACUCCACAAAGACGUUCUUCAGAGGAACCAGGUCAAGCCCGUCACAAUUCCCGUCCAGCAUCCGUGCUCGAUGGCCGAUUUGAGAUUGAGCCACAAAUUCCUGCUUCUGGGUCACAACGCAGCUCUCUUUUCCCGUGGGACAAUGCAGGCGGUGUAUCGUCCAGUGCAGGAGGAGGGCCAAUGGCCAGUGAUCAAAUCAGCAUUGAUCGAGCAGACAUCAAAUUGAGAGGUGGCUCCUUCAGCCGUAGAGAGAGCUCGCUUGUACCAAGUCAAGCCGGGAGUGUCGAUGGCAUGCACAUUUCGAUCAAGGACUCUCAUACGGUCGGAGAAGAUUAUGCUUUUGACGUAGACGCCCAGAUGCAAGAAGAGGUCAAUCAAGAGUCGCAACGCUCGGAGAUGAACUUGAUCACGCUUGAAAGAAACUCGUAUAACUUCCUCGAAUAUGUGAAAAUGCAGUUACAAGGACUUCCGAACUCAAUGGCAGGGCUUAGCUUUGAUACGGUGGUCCCAAUGUCGACGAGCACUCGGCACGUUGCUGCAGCAGCCUUUUAUCAUUGUCUUGGUCUGACAGUUUUCCGUUCUUGCUACGAAGGAUCUGCUGAAGUGCUGGCCGCAAAGGCUGCUCUUGCGAGCAUCGAUCUCUCCGCUUAUGACCCCGAGCAAUCGAGACUCAUGGAUGAACGCUGCAUUCUUGUAGACGAGCAGGACAACGCUAUUGGCGCGAUGGACAAGAAAACUUGUCACCUCAUGGAGAACAUAAACAAAGGCCUGCUACAUCGAGCAUUCUCUGCCUUUGUCUUCCGUCCAUCGGACGGGAAGCUGCUUCUCCAGCAAAGGGCCUCUGAAAAGAUCACGUUUCCGGAUAUGUGGACCAACACCUGUUGCUCGCACCCCCUCGACGACUUUGAAGAAGAAAAAAUCGAACAGGCACAGCUCGGCGUUCGCUCUGCUGCCUCCCGCAAAUUGGAGCAUGAACUGGGCAUUCCUCGCAGCCAGACCCCCAUAGACAACUUCCAAUAUCUUACUCGCAUCCAUUACCUCGCUCCGUCAAACGGAAUACAAGCCCUCAACAAUCUUCUAGUCGACUAUAUUCUGUUCAUCACGGCCGAUGUUUCAGUGGCCCCCAACCUAAACGAAAUUCGGGACUACAAGUAUGUUGACAAAGCAGAACUCCAGGCCAUGUUUGAUAGCCCUGAAAAUUCAUUUACACCGUGGUUCAAGCUCAUUGCUCGUGACUUUCUGUUUGGCUGGUGGGACCUUCUGCUUGAGCGGAAAGAUGCCAACGGUCUAGUUUCCGCAAAAAGUCUGGCAGGCGUCGCAGACGGGAGCAAGGUCAUCAAGAUGGUAUGA